Messenger RNA from Ostrea edulis (European flat oyster), 1339 nucleotides. RefSeq lists its product as uncharacterized. The transcript has 5 exons. Lineage: Eukaryota; Metazoa; Mollusca; Bivalvia; Ostreida; Ostreidae. The record is from RefSeq and is a predicted model, not a curated record. The coding region runs from base 119 to 958 and encodes 279 amino acids.
UGAAUGACAAAUGAUUCGCAGGUUUCCUCCUUCUGCAGGAGGUAUAAAAGCCGGAGAAACGCUCUACAUCGACACAACAACCAAGCUAUUUGGUUAAGAACAGAACUACCUUGGCAAGAUGAUGUUUUACUUUGUCGCCUUUGCACUCGCUGCUACAGUGCAAUCUCUACAGUACGGUCCGGGAUCGCCAGUCCUGGGGGACCCGCGACUCGUCGGUAUCAAGUCUAAUCCAUUUGCUGACGUCAUGAGACUCCCCAUCAAAAUGAAGCAAUGUCGCGCAGCCACUCAUUACAAUGCGGACGCCAUCUUUGACCAGAGUUUCGUCUGCCCUAAGAACAAGCUUCCGGCAACAUGGCCAGCUAACGACACAGACAGAUUCUUCAUCCCGCUUCCAGAAUUUCCUUAUUAUGCACAACAACCCCUGUAUACUGCUUUCACCAAUCCCAAUAACGACCCCCAGGCUGUUGCAUACUACACACAAACCUACAACGCCCUGGAGACUGAUAAAUACUCCGGAUUAGAUAUGGAUUUCUCUCAAUGCUUCUCUGACCUCUACAAAUACGAGGACGCCGUGCAGAUCACUAAGUACAAGCUUGCCCCCGUCUGUAAGACUACCCACGUACGAUUGUCAUCUGAGGCAAUCUGGCACAAUUACAACGGCAAAAACUACAAGUGUUUCAUCCCUUACCCACAGGAACUCACAGCCGUCAAAUGCACUCACCCACAAUACGGAAACAUCGACAAAUGCAGACUUGGAUACGGAGUCAGAGACGAAUACAGAUGUGCCCCAACCAACUUCGUCCGCAGAAAGGUUAACCUCGUUUGCCCAAAAAUCCAGAUGGUCUUUAUUCGAUCAUUUGAUGUCCCCACUGCCUGCAGCUGCAAGCUCUGUUACGAAUGUGAUAAUGUCAUCCCCGACCCUCGGGCUUAUCUUUCUAUCCCACUAGGAAAGAAGUAAACAAGAAAAUCCUGCUAAUAUUGUGAUAACAGAUGGCGAAAUGAGGAACUCGAAAAUAGCUGACGAUGAAAUCUUCGUCCGAUAGUUUGUUUCUUUAUUUUGUCAGCUGUCUGAUUACAGAAGAAUCUACACAAAAAGUGCCAUACUGUGCUGAUUUUAAAAUAUUGCGUGUGAGUGUAUGUAUGAAGCAAUCGCGUUCGGGCACGUGCAAUGUAUUAAUUUGCUCUUUAAUGUAUAUUGUCCAAUUGUAGGUGCAUAUGUUAUGUACAAUAAUUGUAAAUGUGAAACUGUUUCAUUGUGAUUUUGUUCAUCAUCAUCUGUUGUUAUUUGAAGUCCCUAUUACUUUGUUGAGAUAUUUUUACAAUAAAAGAAUGAAAUAAA